AUGGGAAUAAUAAUAAAGAGUCAAUUUCAAGCGUAUUUUGUUCUGUUAAAAACACCUGACCACUUGUCAAUCAGCAAAAAAAGAAAAUAAAAAUAGACAAAAGAAGAAAAUAAUAAUUUCUGUUCAUUGGAAUAAAAAAUGCCUUUUAUUUUACCACUCCUAGGACUGUGGGCGACAGUAUUUGGAAUACCGGCAAUAUUCCAGGCACGUGAUAAUGCUAAACUUGCUGCUGAUAAAACACCAACAAAUACUGCGGAGAAUUUAUCGAAUCCCACAAUUAAUUUUACAACCGCAAUUCUUUUAAAUUCAACAUCGACCGCAAUACCCAGCAUUGAUUUGCGAUUAUCUGGUCUGACAAACACUAAGAAUGGUAGUGCUAAUGCUUCUGGAAAUUCUGAAAAAGUUGAUAAAGCUGCUGAUGUUUCUACUAAUCUUUCAGCAACGAAUGGAUCUGCAACCAAUGGAUCUGCUGGUGCUUCUAAUAAUCUUUUAGGAGCAAAUGAAUCUGCUAAGUCUUCUAUUAAUCUUUUGUCUUCAAAAGUUUCUGGUAAUGAUGCUAAUAAUCCGACAAACACAGAUGGAUCUGGUAAUGCUCCCAUUAAUCCAAUAAACCCAUCUGGUUCUGGUAAUCUAGCAAACAGAGCUGCUUCUGGUAAUGCUCCUAAUAAUCCUUUAGAAGCAAGUAAAUCUCCUGAUGCUGCUAAUAAUUCUCCAAUUACAAGUGAAACAGCUAAGACUCCUAAUAGUCUUGCAACUGAAGCUGCAAAAGGUUCUAUUAAUCUAUCAACCACAAGUGGUUCCGCUGAUACUCCUAAUAAACCAACAACCACAAGUGGUUCCGCUGAUACUCCUAAUAAACCAACAACCACAGUUGGUUCCGCUGAUGCUCCUAGUAAACCAGAAACCGCAAUUAAAUCUGCCAAUGCUGCCAAUGAUCUUACAAGUACAACUGCAUCUGCUAAUGCUUCUAAUAAUCCUUCAAACCCAAAUUCAUCUACUACAACCCAAAAGACAACUACUCUAAAUUCCAGCAAUAAAACGCCGGAUAAAGAGGCCAAAUCUGCUCUGGAAUAAUAAUUAAAAUCCUCCCAUUGCACCAGGCACUACAUUGAAUUUAACGUCAAGUAUUAUUUCAGUCUAGAAAUUCUUGUGCCCAAUGGAUAAUAAAUUAUUUUCAAAAUCAAAGCGAGCAGACGUAAUAAAAUACCUAUAAUACACUAAACAGAUUAUAACAGGUUUAGUUUAUGUUGAAUAAAUAAAUUCUGUAAUAACCAAAA
This is a messenger RNA of Leptopilina heterotoma, 1277 nucleotides long. RefSeq names its product variant surface antigen E-like. The record is from RefSeq and is a predicted model, not a curated record. Lineage: Eukaryota; Metazoa; Arthropoda; Insecta; Hymenoptera; Figitidae. The coding region runs from base 139 to 1074 and encodes 311 amino acids. The transcript is spliced from 3 exons.